AAUCAUAAAACAAAAGCUACCCUUUACUCCUCUAGCAUAAUUGGAUUAUUGGUUUCUUUUAAUUCUUCUUUCGAUAUGUCGAACGGAGGAGAACCGGUGAAGGUGGUGAUCAUCAACACCGAGUAUGUCGAGACGGAUGCCACGAGCUUUAAGUCCAUCGUGCAAGAGCUGACCGGAAAAGAUUCGGAAGUUACAAGCAAUCCGCCGAGUCGGAGGAGCCGGUUUUACCAUGAAGAUCAGAUAAACAAAAAAGAACAGGCCGCUGCCGGGGUUGGGAGUGCUUCAUCUAGGUCGGGGGAGUCGGCGGCGUUGAUGAAAAACUUGUCGUUCAAGGAGUUCGAAAGGCUGCUAAAGGAGAUGCCUCCGGCGGAUGAUUUGUGGUGGAGGAUGGAGUGAGAUAAUAAGCCAUAAAUUAUACCCCA
Molecule: messenger RNA, 422 nt
Organism: Hibiscus syriacus
Lineage: Eukaryota; Viridiplantae; Streptophyta; Magnoliopsida; Malvales; Malvaceae
Product: VQ motif-containing protein 1-like
Exons: 2
Coding region: 76-396 (106 amino acids)
Source: RefSeq, a predicted model, not a curated record